GCUCCCGUGUCAAUCACUUCCAUUCCUCUCGUCAGACCAUCUGUAGCACUCAUAGCUACAGCUCUAACUCGAUUAUUUCCUAAUAAUUGCUGUACCUCACAAGUCACAUUAAUUUGUUGACCGGCUCGACCUUUAACUACCAAAGCGUUAUAAAUAUUAGGCAUCUUUCCUGGGGGAAAAAGGGCAUCCAGUACUGGGCCAAUAAUUUGAACGAUACGUCCUAAGUUUUUUUCUUCAAGUGUGGAAAUCAUAGGACCAGAAGUAGUAGGAUUGAUUCUCAUAAUAAAACGAAAUAUGUCGAAAUUUUUUUGGAAUAGUACCUAAUCAAAAAAUAAAUGUCCGAUAGGAAGUUGAUCGGUUAAUUCAAUAAGAAAUAAACGGGGUUAACACUGUAUUUAGUUAGUACCGUCCAAAGCAAUCCAAUUCCAUUGUUUACUGACUAAAUUUUCAAGUUCAACCAAUCCUUUUUUUAAUAUCAAGAACAGGAAUCAUGAGUUAAGUUAAGUAUGUUUCAUUUUUCUAUCAUUAUAGAAAAUACCGUCUAUAUUAUCUAUGGAAUUCCAACCCGAACUCGAUUUAUGAUUUAGUAUUUCGAUCUCAUUGGUUAUUGUUUUUUUGCAUAUACAUUUCUGUCUAUUCUUUUUUAUACCUUUUUCAUGGACGAAUUAUGCCUAUUUUCACAUCUAGGAUUUACAUAUACAACAUAUAUCACUGUCAAGAGUGCAUUUUUGUUAGUAUUUAUAGAUACUUAGAUGAAAAAUUAGAAGGGAAUCAAUUCAAUUAUAAACUUUCUAAACAAGGAUUGGGUUGCGCCAUAUAUAUGAAAGAGUAUAGAAUAAUGAUGUAUUUGAUUCAACAAAUACAUGGUCUAAUAACGAACCAUUUUAUCAUUUUAAUUAGUUGAUAAUAUUAGUUGACUAUUUUUUGAAAGAUUUUUCUCAGAGAUUUUAUUCACACGUAAUCCAUAUUGAGCAGACCUUGUCGUUGUGAGAAUUCUUAAUUCAUGAGUUGUAAGGAGGAACUUAUGUCACCACAAACAGAGACUAAAGCAAGUGUUGGAUUCAAAGCUGGUGUUAAAGAUUAUAAAUUGACUUAUUAUACUCCUGACUACGAAACCAAAGAUACUGAUAUCUUAGCGGCAUUCCGAGUAACUCCUCAACCUGGGGUUCCGCCCGAAGAAGCAGGAGCUGCAGUAGCCGCCGAAUCGUCCACCGGUACAUGGACAACUGUGUGGACUGAUGGACUUACCAGUCUUGAUCGUUACAAAGGACGAUGCUACCACAUCGAGAGCGUUGUUGGGGAGGAAGACCAAUAUAUUGCUUAUGUAGCUUAUCCUUUAGACCUUUUUGAGGAAGGUUCUGUUACCAAUAUGUUUACUUCCAUUGUAGGUAAUGUAUUUGGUUUCAAAGCCCUACGAGCCCUACGUCUGGAGGAUCUGCGAAUUCCUACUUCUUAUUCCAAAACUUUCCAAGGCCCACCGCACGGCAUCCAAGUUGAAAGAGAUAAGUUGAACAAGUAUGGCCGUCCCCUAUUGGGAUGCACUAUUAAACCAAAAUUGGGGUUAUCCGCAAAGAACUACGGCAGAGCCGUUUAUGAAUGUCUACGUGGUGGACUUGAUUUUACCAAGGAUGAUGAAAAUGUGAACUCACAACCAUUUAUGCGUUGGAGAGACCGUUUCUUAUUUUGUGCCGAAGCACUUUUUAAAGCACAGGCCGAAACAGGCGAAAUCAAGGGACAUUACUUGAAUGCUACUGCGGGUACAUGUGAAGAAAUGAUGAAAAGGGCUAUAUUUGCAAGAGAAUUGGGAGUUCCUAUCGUAAUGCAUGACUACUUAACAGGGGGCUUCACCGCAAAUACUAGCUUGGCUCAUUAUUGUCGCGAUAACGGCCUACUUCUUCACAUCCAUCGUGCAAUGCAUGCAGUUAUUGAUAGACAGAAAAAUCAUGGUAUGCAUUUUCGUGUACUAGCUAAAGCAUUACGUAUGUCUGGUGGAGAUCAUAUUCACGCUGGUACAGUAGUAGGUAAACUAGAAGGGGAACGCGAGAUGACUUUGGGUUUUGUUGAUUUAUUACGUGAUGAUUUUAUUGAAAAAGACCGAAGUCGCGGUAUUUUUUUCACUCAAGAUUGGGUCUCUAUGCCGGGUGUUAUACCCGUGGCUUCUGGGGGUAUUCAUGUUUGGCAUAUGCCUGCUCUGACCGAAAUCUUUGGGGAUGAUUCCGUACUACAGUUCGGUGGAGGAACUUUGGGGCACCCUUGGGGAAACGCACCUGGUGCAGUAGCUAAUCGGGUGGCUUUAGAAGCGUGUGUACAAGCUCGUAAUGAGGGACGUGACCUUGCUCGUGAAGGUAAUGAAAUUAUCCGCGAAGCUAGCAAAUGGAGUCCUGAACUAGCUGCUGCUUGUGAAGUAUGGAAGGAGAUCAAAUUCGAAUACAAGCCAGUAGAUACACUAGACGUGUAGACAUGUUAGAUGAAGAGAAAAAGAAUUUGGUAAUUCUUGUUUGUUCUCCUAAUUAUAAUUAAACUCGGCCCAAUCUUUUACUAAAAAAGGAUUGAGCCGAAUAAAAUAAAGAAUGAGUAUCUUAUACUAUGUAUUUGUAUAUAUCUUUGAUAUGUACACCCCUUGGAUCUUUGGAUUGGCGGAUUCUUUUUUAUAUUCCGCAAUUUCAUUUCAGACCAUAAAUCAAGCCAACGAAAGGGCUCCUUUUACCCCAUUCUGUAUAUUGUCUUUUUCGUUCCAUGCUACAAUAGAAACUUAAUCUAUUAUAUUAUUUGAUUAUAUAAUACCAGAUUGUAC
Messenger RNA from Dioscorea cayenensis subsp. rotundata (Guinea yam), 2794 nucleotides. Its product is annotated as ribulose bisphosphate carboxylase large chain. The record is from RefSeq and is a predicted model, not a curated record. NCBI's taxonomy places the organism in Eukaryota, Viridiplantae, Streptophyta, Magnoliopsida, Dioscoreales, Dioscoreaceae. The transcript has a single exon. Gene Ontology annotation, biological process: carbon fixation. Bases 1004 to 2458 code for a protein of 484 amino acids. Gene Ontology annotation, molecular function: magnesium ion binding; ribulose-bisphosphate carboxylase activity.